GCCCCAUCAGCUCCGCGCCCGGGCGUGAGGGUUUUGGACCCGAGCCGGGAAGGGACGACCCUGGGCCGCGUGUCCUGCAGCCAUGGAGGAUGACCCGGCCGAGGCGCUGACCGAGCUGCGCGAGCGGCGGCCGGGCGCGUGGGAGCUGCUGCAGGUGGCGGCGGGCUCAGGCCUGGCCGUCUACGCCGUGUGGGCGCUGCUGCUGCAGCCCGGCUUCCGCGGCGUACCGCUGCGGCUGCAGGUGCCGUACGUCGGCGCGAGUGCGCGGCAGGUGGAGCACGUGUUGUCGCUGCUACGAGGCCGUCCUGGAAAGAUGGUGGACCUGGGCUCUGGCGACGGCAGAAUCGUGCUAGCGGCCCACAGGUGCGGUCUCUGCCCGGCUGUGGGCUACGAGCUGAACCCGUGGCUGGUGGGGCUGGCGCGGCUGCACGCCUGGAGGGCCGGCUGUGCCCGCAGUGUCUGCUACCGCCGAGAGGACCUCUGGAAGGUGAGCCUGAGGGACUGCCACAAUGUGUCUGUGUUCCUGGCCCCCAGCGUGCUCUCAUUGCUGGAGAACAAGCUGCUGGCCGAGCUGCCCGCAGGGGCCCGUGUGGUGUCAGGGCGCUUCCCCCUCCCCACCUGGCAGCCUGUGGCUGUGGUGGGUGAGGGCAUGGACCGUGUCUGGGCCUAUGAUGUCCAUCGUGAUGGGCCAGCUGGGCAGGCUGCCCCAGGACCUGGUUCUGCCUCAGUCCCCGGGGCCCCUGAUUCUCAGGGUGGUUGACUGUUUGGACACAAUAAAGACUCAGUGGACUGC
Molecule: messenger RNA, 793 nt
Organism: Diceros bicornis minor
Lineage: Eukaryota; Metazoa; Chordata; Mammalia; Perissodactyla; Rhinocerotidae
Gene: ANTKMT
Product: adenine nucleotide translocase lysine methyltransferase
Exons: 5
Coding region: 83-760 (225 amino acids)
Biological process (GO): positive regulation of proton-transporting ATP synthase activity, rotational mechanism; peptidyl-lysine trimethylation; regulation of mitochondrial ATP synthesis coupled proton transport
Cellular component (GO): mitochondrion
Molecular function (GO): protein-lysine N-methyltransferase activity
Source: RefSeq, a predicted model, not a curated record